GUAUCUGUGUUAUGUCGUACAUUUUGUUGGAACAUUGCAAUGUUAUAAAUUUGUGACGGUUUUGUAGAUUGAAAAUUGUUAAAAGAUUAUUUUAUUUUUCCUUAUCAAGCCAAAAAAACUUCUAAUUGUUAUAUAUAAGUUUGGAACAUUAAAUUUCACUGACAAUGCAGAUAUCUACUUUUUUUCUGUCAACUAUAACAUUUGCGGUAGCCAGUAUAGUUACGGGAAAUGCAUUUUGUAAAAAAAAACAAUUUUACCCAUCGGUUGUGUACAUUACCAAGUCCAAUACUUCGAUGGCAGUUAUCUAUGUGCAGUUUUUUGUUAUGGUCUUUGUGUUUGGCAAAUUGUUGAGAAAGAUAUUUUUGGGAACAUUAAGGUCAACGGAAUUUGAACACUUAUUAGAAAGAUUUUGGUAUGCCUUAACGGAAACAUGUUUGGCAUUUACUGUAUUUCGAGAUGAUUUCAACCCACGCUUUGUAGCCUUAUUUACGGUAUUACUAUUUCUCAAAUCUUUUCAUUGGCUAGCUGAAGAAAGAGUUGACUUUAUGGAACGCAGUCCAGUUUUAGGAUUGGUAUUUCAUGUGCGAGUUUUAAGCUUACUAGUGAUUUUGGGUUUUAUGGACUAUUGGCUUCUUCAACAUGCAUACACUUCAACAAUAAAUCGUGGACCGACUGUACAGCUGGUGUUUGGAUUUGAAUAUGGGAUACUAUUGACAGUAAUAGCAAACAUAGGAAUUAAAUAUUUGCUACAUGCUGCUGAAAUGCAAACAGAAAAUUCUUGGGAAAACAAGGCUGUAUUUCUUUUGUAUACAGAACUUAUAAUUGGACUUAUUAAAGUUCUCUUAUAUGUGUUUUUCGUAGUUAUUAUGGCUAAAAUAUACGCUUUGCCAAUGUUCGUAUUUCGGCCAAUGUUCUUUACAAUCAGGAGCUUUAAAAAAGCCCUAAGUGAUGUCAUUAUGUCAAGAAGAGCUAUACGAAAUAUGAACACUCUCUAUCCAAAUGCUACUCCCGAAGAACUACAACUAUCAGAUAAUAUAUGUAUAAUUUGCAGGGAAGACAUGAUCGUCAAUUCUAAGAAAUUACCAUGCGGGCAUAUUUUCCACACAAGUUGUCUUCGUUCAUGGUUCCAACGUCAGCAAACAUGUCCAACAUGCAGACUCAACAUUCUCCACAACAACAACAUAAGUGCAUCUACCCAAAGAGAAAAUCCAGCAGGUUUUAUCAAUUCACAACUUAUUGAUCAUUUAAGAAGAAAUGAAUCAAGUCAUAAUACAGCUGUUCCCACUGUUGACAGAGCAGCAAUGCAAAUUCCGCAAACCCCUGUGGUCAUUCCCACACCCGUACCGUUUCUUACUAAUUUUUCAGAUCCACCUCCAACAAUGCCAACAAAUUUAAGUUUGUUAUCUGAUGAAGAGUUGAGAACUUUGGAGGGUUCCGAAAGAUGCCAUAUUGAAGAGCGCUUAAAGGUUUUAGGAAAUAUCAAACUAUUACUGGAAACUUCCGUCGUUCUUAUGAACCAAUAUACUUCGGUAAGUGAUUACAACUCUACCGCAGAGCUGGAAAAAAAAAUUGACCUAGAUGAUGUAACAUUAAACAUCAAAGUACGGACGGAUUCGAAUGAUUCCAAAACUUCUGAAAAUAAAAAUGAUUUAGUUUUAUCGAAUGCAAGCGUAAGUGAUGUGAAAAUUGAAGACAUUGAUGGGGAUGAUCUAAAUAUAGUUAGUACUGAUGCAGAUGAAAUUAAUUCCCCAGCCUUAAUUGAAUUGCGGAAUAAAAGAAUGAAGUUUUUGGACGGCACAACACAUAUACAAUCUGAUAUUUAAAAUUUAUAUGAAUAAAUAAAAUUAUUACCAAAUUUUUGCUUCAGCUAA
Molecule: messenger RNA, 1871 nt
Organism: Eupeodes corollae
Lineage: Eukaryota; Metazoa; Arthropoda; Insecta; Diptera; Syrphidae
Gene: sip3
Product: E3 ubiquitin-protein ligase HRD1
Exons: 8
Coding region: 165-1823 (552 amino acids)
Cellular component (GO): cytoplasm
Source: RefSeq, a predicted model, not a curated record